Colletotrichum phormii is the source of this 315-nucleotide messenger RNA. RefSeq lists its product as uncharacterized. The record is from RefSeq and is a predicted model, not a curated record. NCBI's taxonomy places the organism in Eukaryota, Fungi, Ascomycota, Sordariomycetes, Glomerellales, Glomerellaceae. Bases 1 to 315 code for a protein of 104 amino acids. The transcript has 2 exons.
AUGAAAAGACAGCAAGUCACCCUGCCCGGCCUCCGAACCGCGGCAGUUGCUUUCCUCGCCGCGCGGAGCGUCAAGGCCGAGAAGGUCUUCUGCGCCGACGCAGAAAACGUCGUGGUUUACCACACAAGCUGCGACGACGCCCCCCGCGGCACCUUUUUUCUUGUUCGCCACUCCGUCGACCCCGAGGUCGUGGAUCUAUACGACAGUGCCGACUUUAUCGACCGCAAGUACGCAAGGGAGCAGCGUGAGCUACGGGAACGAGACAUGGAGUCAGGAGGGUUCGGAAGCGUGACGCCGCGAGCGUGUGGUGGCUAG